CCCAAACCUCUGCUCCCCUGCCGCGCGCGUCCCCCAUGUUUCUCCGAGCCCGCUUGGCAGCUCUCGCUCCGCUUCUCCGCACCCUUCGGCCUGUUGCUGUUGCGGCCAUGAGCACCGGCACUUUCGUUGUGUCGCAGCCGCUCAAUUACCGCGGCGGGGCCCGCGUGGAUCCGGCGGACGCCUCGGGCACCGAGAAGGCGUUCGAGCCCGCAACCGGCCGAGUGAUAGCCACUUUCACUUGCUCCGGAGAGAAGGAAGUAAAUUUGGCUGUCGAAGAUGCAAAAGCUGCCUUUAAAAUAUGGAGGCAGAAAUCCGGCAUGGAGCGCUGUCGAAUUCUUUUGGAGGCUGCCAGGAUAAUAAGGGAACGGAAGGAUGAGAUCGCCACCGUGGAGACCAUCAACAACGGCAAGUCCAUCUUCGAGGCCCGCUGGGACGUCGACACUUCGUGGCAGUGCCUGGAGUACUACGCUGGCUUGGCGGGCUCUAUGGCCGGUGAACAUAUCCAGCUCCCAGGCGGCUCCUUCGGUUAUACUAGAAGAGAACCACUUGGCGUUUGUGUGGGAAUCGGUGCCUGGAACUACCCCUUCCAGAUCGCCUGCUGGAAGUCUGCGCCCGCCUUAGCCUGCGGUAAUGCCAUGGUCUUCAAGCCGUCUCCCUUCACGCCGGUGUCUGUGCUGCUGCUGGCCGAGAUCUACACGGAGGCCGGUGUGCCCCCGGGGCUCUUCAACGUGGUGCAGGGAGGGGCGGCCACGGGCCAGUUUCUGUGUCAGCACCCCGACGUGGCCAAGGUCUCCUUCACUGGGAGUGUGCCCACCGGCUCGAAGAUCAUGGAGACGGCAGCUAAGGGAAUCAAACCCGUUACCUUGGAACUGGGAGGCAAAUCCCCCCUGAUCAUCUUCUCGGAUUGUGACAUGGAGAACGCUGUGAAGGGGGCGCUGAUGGCCAACUUCCUCACGCAGGGCGAGGUUUGUUGUAAUGGCACAAGAGUAUUUGUGCAAAAGGAGAUUCUUGAUGAAUUUACAAGGGAAGUGGUGAAACGGACUGAGAAGAUAAAAAUCGGAGAUCCCCUUCUGGAAGAUACGAGGAUGGGUCCCCUCAUCAACCGCCCACACCUGCAGCGAGUCCUCGGGUUUGUUAAGGGGGCAAAGGAGCAGGGUGCUAAAGUGCUAUGUGGUGGAGACGUACACGUACCUGAAGAUCCCAAACUGAAGGACGGAUAUUACAUGAGACCUUGUGUACUGACUAACUGCAGAGACGACAUGACCUGCGUGAAAGAGGAGAUCUUUGGACCAGUUAUGUCCAUUUUAUCAUUUGACACGGAAGCUGAGGUCCUGGAAAGAGCCAAUGAUACCACUUUUGGCUUAGCGGCUGGGGUCUUUACCAGGGACAUCCAGCGCGCGCACAGAGUGGUGGCCGGGCUGCAGGCCGGGAUGUGUUUCAUCAACAACUACAACGUCAGCCCCGUGGAGCUGCCCUUCGGAGGAUACAAGAAGUCAGGGUUCGGCAGAGAGAACGGCCGGGUGACAAUCGAGUAUUAUUCGCAGCUGAAGACUGUGUGUGUGGAGAUGGGGGAUGUGGAGUCUGCCUUUUGAAAAUGGGCGGCGUGCCCAGGGCGGAGCGGGGACCGGAUCUCCACGGAACAGGCUUCCAGUCCAAACCCCAAACUGUGUCUUUUGGGAGAAGAGAUCGGCUCAGUGUUCUUCUUCAUGUCUCAGUCCCCUUCCUAACUGAAAAUGUGCCCAAGUGCCUUUUAGAUACUAAUCAAGGAAGCUGCGGUUGUGCUCAAAGCACUUGUCUGUGAAAUCUUUCACCUCCUUCUGGAGAACGGAGAGAGGGACCAGGAUUAUCCUCCUCCCACAGAUCUGAGCCACUGACGAUGCUCGGGCUCCGGUUUGCCUCAAAGACCUAUUUCCCAGUUAAGGCUCCUGGUGGAGUAAGCGGACAGGAUUUCCUGCUCAUUGACAUGUUUACGCUCUGGGCCCUUGUCAUUUCAUUGAGAAAGCCCACGUCGGGAUCAUGAUGACAGACAGGGUCACGUUCUGCAUGAUGGUUACCUGCCAGAGGGAAGCACUUUUCCACUUGGUGCUGGUAGAGGAAAUCAGUCCCCGGCCCUCGCAGGACAGAGAGCCUGCUCUUUUUUUAUAUAUACAGAUUAGCUAUAUGCUACUGUAGCACACAAAAAAGAAAUAAAUCAC
Molecule: messenger RNA, 2195 nt
Organism: Lontra canadensis (Northern American river otter)
Lineage: Eukaryota; Metazoa; Chordata; Mammalia; Carnivora; Mustelidae
Gene: ALDH9A1
Product: aldehyde dehydrogenase 9 family member A1
Exons: 11
Coding region: 36-1592 (518 amino acids)
Molecular function (GO): aminobutyraldehyde dehydrogenase (NAD+) activity; 4-trimethylammoniobutyraldehyde dehydrogenase (NAD+) activity
Source: RefSeq, a predicted model, not a curated record